Messenger RNA from Heteronotia binoei (common prickly gecko), 467 nucleotides. RefSeq names its product ATP-dependent RNA helicase DDX39A-like. The coding region runs from base 12 to 452 and encodes 146 amino acids. NCBI's taxonomy places the organism in Eukaryota, Metazoa, Chordata, Lepidosauria, Squamata, Gekkonidae. The transcript has 3 exons. The record is from RefSeq and is a predicted model, not a curated record. Gene Ontology annotation, molecular function: ATP binding; RNA helicase activity; nucleic acid binding.
ACUAUUAGGAUAUGGCUGAACAGGAUGUGGAGAAUGAGUUGCUAGACUAUGAAGAAGAUGAAGAUCCUCAGGCAGUAACUGAUGCAGCCUCCAUCCCUGCUAAAAAGGAUGUGAAGGGCUCCAAUGUCUCCAUCCACAGUUCUGGUUUCCGAGACUUCCUUCUGAAGCCAGAGCUGCUUCGUGCCAUUGUGGACUGUGGCUUUGAGCAUCCUUCAGAAGUGCAGCGUGAAUGCAUUCCACAGGCUAUCUUGGGCAUGGAUGUGUUAUGCCAAGCCAAAUCGGGCAUGGGCAAAACUGCUGUCUUUGUCUUGGCAACUCUGCAGCAGAUUGAACCAUACAGGUCUGUGGUGUCAGUGUUUGUGACGUGCCACACCCGGGAGCUGGCCUUUCAGAUCAGCAAGGAAUAUGAGCGUUUUUCCAAGUAUAUGUCUUCUGAAAAACACUGUAGUUAACCCCAAAAGAUAUAA